Molecule: messenger RNA, 1799 nt
Organism: Ixodes scapularis (black-legged tick)
Lineage: Eukaryota; Metazoa; Arthropoda; Arachnida; Ixodida; Ixodidae
Exons: 8
Coding region: 1-1572 (523 amino acids)
Biological process (GO): positive regulation of MAPK cascade; cell surface receptor protein tyrosine kinase signaling pathway
Cellular component (GO): cytoplasm
Source: RefSeq, a predicted model, not a curated record
AUGAAGAAAAAGAAAAAAAAGAAGGCAAAACGGAUGCUGAACGCUACCGUCGCUCAAAUUUCGGGCUGUCCCGUCAAAUAUCCUUUCGCUCCCCCUGAAACGUGGGACUUGAGGGCGACAGCCAUUCUCCUCGAAAUGGGUGCUUGCGAAGCGUUCCUGGCUCAAGGGAUCAAGCAGAAGGCGUGGCACAAGCGGUUCCUGGUGCUCAAAGACGAGACGAGCGAGCGCGGCCCCUUGCUCGAGCUGUACACGAGCCAGGAGGAGGCUCUGUCCCAGGCCGGCACGGCACCCUGCUUGAGGUCCCCGUGCUGCCGGCUCUGCUUCGACCUGGCCCAGACGGUGCACGUGGGCUUCACGUCCGACUCGAAGCGCUUCCCCAACGCCCUGGUGCUCGUCUGCCAGGGCAGGUCGCCCCUGGUGCUGGCCGCCCAGGACGAGCUGGGCUCCCGCUCCUGGCUCCUGGCCUUGGGCCUCAUUGCGCAUAAGGCCUCCUCUCAGCACGGCUGGAGGUUCAUGUGCAAGAAGGCUUCGGAGCAGGCUGUGGCGGUGGCCACCUCUGUGGCCUACGCGAACAGCCUGGAGAACAGUUCCUCCGCCGGCACCAACGCCAGUUCGUGCGUGGCGGUCCGGCGCCAGAGCGGGAGCACCUUCGACGGCGAGUCGGAAAACUCCCUGGAUGCGGUGCUCAUCCCGCCGCCCCUGGAGUACGGCGACGGGUGCCUCGACAUGCUCUUCUCCCGCGAGCGGUUCCCGGUGUCCGUGAACCCGAGCGAGGCCUCGGAGCGGGUGGGCCUCCGGGGCGACUACCAGCUCGUCAUCCUGGGGCACAGCGUGGGCCUGCUGCGGCCCGGCGCCCCGGAGCCCUUCCUCGUGUGGCCGGUCACCUGCAUCCGCCAGUACAAGCACGAACUGCUCCUCGCACCAGGAGCCAGGAACAACGCCCGCUCCACCACGCUGGUCACCAUCGAGGUCGGCCGGAGGUGCUGCACGGGCGAGGGCACGUUCCAGUUUCGCACCAACCGUGGCCAAGAGGUGAUCCGGGAGCUGAAGCGGGCCGUGGCCCUGUGGUCCGCGCGCAAGGCCGCGCUCGCCUCCUGGUGCCAGUCCAGGGCCGCGGCGCAGAGGUCCUCCUGCCUCAGGCUGGGGAGGUCAGCCCCGGCGACUCCGUCCCUGUCCAUGCCCCCCGCGUGGCGUCGCCAACCCGAGAGCCCGGAGACGCGCGGAGGGAGCUGCGGCGACGCGCGGACGACGGCCGACCUGAACUACGUGCUGCCGGCCUUCGAGCGGUCGAGCAGCUCGCUGAGCAACGACAGCGCGCUGUCUUCGCCGCGGCUGACCAGGCCCUUCCAGUCGGACCCGGGGGAGCACCUGGCCAUGGCCGUGGACGAAGAUGACGCGGACGGCAACUACGUGCGCGUGGCCGCCGUCUCCCACGCCGGGCACAAGAACAGGGUGUCGUUCAGGAACGCCGUCAAGUCGCCCACUGCGCCCACGCCCGUACCCGGAGUGCCCGCCCGGAAGGUCCAGGAACUUAGAAGGGCCGAAGGUUACAUCGAAGUUCUGCCCACGUAGCCUCUCAGCAGGUCAUCAGGGGAAAUAUAUGGACUGCUCAGGAAAGAAGAUGAAAAGGAACUGUCCGAAACCACGGACAACGUACGCGUAAAACCACAAGAGCGUGACUGCGUUUCGUCGCCAACGCCGUCAUGAAAAAGACAUUUCUCUCUUCACACUCGCGCAGAAAUGUAAAAACAAAAUACGAUGAUUAUAUAGAAGCGGUGUCAACGCAUAUACGUCCAAAC